Amoebophrya sp. A25 is the source of this 2833-nucleotide messenger RNA. Lineage: Eukaryota; Dinophyceae; Syndiniales; Amoebophryaceae. The record is from the annotation of a GenBank genome assembly.
CGGCGUAUUGUCGACUUGUUACAAGAAUCAUUUCACAGGUUGUUUUUAUGGUUUUCUUGCGGCUGACGUACCACUACCUUGACUCGUCUCAGGCUCAUUAUACUAAAGUUUCAAAGUGUAUUCUUGAUCUUAAAAACUAGUUCGACCUAUUCAUGUUGUAGUACUUGAUGAAAAAGAAGAGUGUAGACCCAAAAAACAUGUUUCAUGCAGCAACACUGAAGCGUCCUGCUUCUACAACAGAAAGUGGCGACGCAGGGAUACCUGGUGCCAAACGCGGCAAUACCACGACUGGCGUCAACAAUGCUGUAUCUUCUUGGCGAAGUUGGUACCACGACAGUGUCCAUAUAUGGGGUGAGCCCUUUGCCUUGGACACGACUCGCCUGAAAGAUCACCAGGCUCCUGGGACGACGGAGACAAGAACUGAAGAUGUUCUUUUAGCCAAGCCAAAAAUUGGCUUGGCUUGUUUUGACUUAGACAGUACAUUGAUCAAGACGAGGAGCGGGAGAGUUUUCCCGAAGGAUAAGACAGACUGGCAGUGGCUAGGCCCAAUGGUUCCGAGAAGAUUGAACCAGUUAGCAUCAGGCGACGCACCGGAUGCGGCUGGAGUGAAGUUCAGGAUAUGGAUCUUCACGAACCAGGGUGGCCUAGGUAAAGGAGGUAAUUUAAAACAGAAGAUAGCAGAUUGGCGUUUCAAAAUCGACGCGAUCAUCAGGCAGUUAGCAGAAGAAACCAGGCGUAGCGUGCUAAUAGUGUGCGCAACAGGCGAGAAUUGGUGUAGAAAACCAGGUUUGGGUGCAUGGGAAUACGUGUUCUCAAAUGUUAGGGAAAGAGGCGGACGCUGAAUUUUCUGAAAAUUACUGAUCUGGGAAAAUGACCACUACUGGUAAGCUACUUUAAGCAUCACGUAGAGGUACUAGGUUUGUUCGGGUAAAAAGUUACAUUACUAGUCUUGGACUUCUACACUCCUAUUCAAGAUCAAGAAUGUAAACCCUUUUCUAUGUAUAAUUUCCUCGUUCUUAUUUGUCCUACUUGUGAAUUUUCCUCAUCGAUCUUCCUUCUUUCAUAUCACGCGAGACCACAGCCACUACUUCAUCCUCAUCCUCUGCCGCAAAAUCUUCGAGUCAUCAACGCGUAGAUUGGAAAGCUAGUUUUUACGUUGGUGAUGCGGCAGGGAGACCGGCGAAGGAGGGCGUACGAAAGAAGGACUUCUCGGUGAGUGACUUGAAGUUUGCUUUUAACACUGGCUUGCGAUUUUUCACGCCCGAACAGUACUUUUAAGAGACGAGAUAAGAUUCAUCUUGACAGUUCGUUGCUACUGCGUAGUCUAAGUUGUAAUCUAUUGAGCACAGGAGCUCUCCAGAGUCUGAUUUUUCUUCCCAGAUGAAGAAGAAAUCGAAAAGAAAAGUGACCGAGAUUUUGAUGACAAGGAAGACAGAGCGCGACCACGAGAAUCAAGGUCCUUUACGUAGAUCGCGUACUGACCGAACCCUCUAAUUCCGCUUACAAGCUGAAAAGAACAUCGACUGGACAGCAGAAUUCUUGCGGAUCGGUGCCUUUAACCCGAGGACCCUCUUUGGCGGAGGUGGACAUCAUGGAAAGGAUAUUUUUAGAGAUGGACCGCCUCCUAAAAUUGAAGAGGAGUUUGCUGUAUUGAAGAAGCGGAUUGGGGAAACAGGUAUACGCGCUGGUGAAGAGCACCUUCUUGACCGAGAAGAUGCGGAAUGCUCUAAAGAGCCAGCUGUAUCUUCCGAGCUGGUCCUCCUGAUCGGUCCUCCAGGUUCAGGUAAAUCGACGAUCUCAAAGGAGCUUUUUCCCAGCUAUUUCUGUGCGAGUCAAGACAAACUAGGAUCUAAAGAGGCAGUUUUGCGAGCUGUGGAAACGGCGCUCAAUGUUAUGCCGAGGACUAAUCAUCACGAAGUACUUAGAAAUAUUUUUAGAAAAGUUAUUUGUUGUUGAAUGAUGAUGUUUUUAAGAACUACGGUCGUGCUGGAGAUUUCUAAUCCCAAGAAGAAAAGCGUCGUGGUCGACAAUCAGAAUAGGGACAAAGCAACACGCGCAGCCUACUUCGACUUACUCAAAAAAGUUAAGAACGUCAAUGUGAGAGUGCGCGCACUUCAUUUGGAGAUACCAAAAGAGGUUGCUAUACACUUGAACCUCGUGCGGACGCGCUGCAAAGAAAAAGCCAUUCCAGAAGUGGUGAUACAUUCUUAUGGGGUUUGCAUGUUGAGUGUUUUACUUGUCUUGUUUGCAUCAUGCUGUUAUGUUGCAUCGAGAAAGCAGAUUACGGCUACUGCUGGUGCUCCAUUCCAGAGGUAUAACUAGAUGGAGAUGAUACUGAUCCAUUCUUCUAUGAAAAAAUUAGGCACCUCUAUGUUGCGGUGCUCCUUCUUUCUACAUGGUACCUACAUGCACGCGGCAAACCUCUAGCAUUUUUUCGAACUCCUCUAAUCUCAUUAUUACAAGAACAUGCAGGCCCCUCAAGAAGAUGAACCUUUCGCAGAGGUAUCAAAAUACACCAUCGAGGAUAUGGGAGUGGUGGCGAGAAGAAUCGGGCUCAGAGACGAUGAAGAAGAAGAUGCUAAGAACAAAACUGGCAAUUCCUCCUCAGAGGUCCCCGUGUCUUUGUCCACGGUAGUCCCUAACAAAAAAAGAAUGUUAGCUCUGUUUCAAUGAUGAUAUGACAUCAUUGAGAUUUCUGCGUCCACAAGAAGAAGACCAGGAAAUAAGAAAAAACGUCCUGUGGGUGUGGGGAGCAGGUAUUACUAGUAGGCUGUGCGCCUGCUCGUUGUCUAGACAGCACGCACCAGAGAGGCAACAAGUAUUGAUGUCCUAU